Molecule: messenger RNA, 5762 nt
Organism: Ceratotherium simum simum (southern white rhinoceros)
Lineage: Eukaryota; Metazoa; Chordata; Mammalia; Perissodactyla; Rhinocerotidae
Gene: NEGR1
Product: neuronal growth regulator 1
Source: RefSeq, a predicted model, not a curated record
AAAAAAAAAAAAAAAAAAAAAAAAAAAAAAAAAAUCCUGUGGCGCGCCGCCUGGUUCCCGGGAAGAUUCGCCAGCACCAGGGGGUGGGGGAGUGCGAGCUGAAAGCUGCUGGAGAGUGAGCAGCCCUAGCAGGGAUGGACAUGAUGCUGUUGGUGCAGGGUGCUUGUUGCUCGAACCAGUGGCUGGCGGCGGUGCUCCUCAGCCUGUGCUGCCUGCUACCCUCCUGCCUCCCAGCUGGACAGAGUGUGGACUUCCCCUGGGCGGCUGUGGACAACAUGAUGGUCAGAAAAGGGGACACGGCGGUGCUUAGGUGUUAUUUGGAAGAUGGAGCUUCAAAGGGUGCCUGGCUGAACCGGUCAAGUAUUAUUUUUGCGGGAGGUGAUAAGUGGUCCGUGGAUCCUCGAGUUUCAAUUUCAACAUUGAAUAAAAGGGACUACAGCCUCCAGAUACAGAAUGUAGAUGUGACAGAUGAUGGCCCAUACACGUGUUCUGUUCAGACUCAACAUACACCGAGAACAAUGCAGGUGCAUCUAACUGUGCAAGUUCCUCCGAAGAUAUAUGACAUCUCAAGUGAUAUGACCAUCAAUGAAGGAACCAAUGUCACCCUCACUUGUUUGGCCACUGGGAAACCAGAGCCUUCCAUCUCUUGGCGGCACAUCUCCCCAUCAGCAAAACCAUUUGAAAAUGGACAAUAUUUGGACAUUUAUGGAAUUACAAGGGACCAGGCUGGAGAAUAUGAAUGCAGUGCGGAAAACGAUGUGUCAUUCCCAGACGUGAGAAAAGUAAAAAUUGUCGUAAACUUUGCUCCUACGAUUCAGGAAAUUAAAUCUGGCACUGUGGCCCCCGGACGCAGUGGAUUGAUAAGAUGCGAAGGUGCAGGUGUGCCGCCUCCGGCCUUUGAAUGGUACAAAGGAGAGAGGAAGCUCUUCAAUGGCCAACAAGGAAUUAUAAUUCAAAAUUUUAGCACAAGAUCCAUUCUCACGGUUACCAACGUGACCCAGGAGCACUUCGGCAACUAUACUUGUGUGGCUGCCAACAAGCUCGGCACAACCAAUGCUAGCCUGCCUCUCACCCCUCCAAGUACAGCCCAGUAUGGAAUUACCGGGAGCGCUGACGUUCUUUUCUCCUGCUGGCGCCUUGUGUUGACACUGUCCCCUGUCACCAGCAUAUUCUACCUGAAGAAUGCCAUUCUACAAUAAAUUUAAAGACCCAUGAAAGGCUUUUAAGGAUUCUCUGAAAGUGCUGAUGGCUGGAUCCAAUCUGGUACAGUUUGUUAAAAGCAGCGUGGGAUAUAAUCAGCAGUGCUUACAUGGGGAUGAUCGCCUUCUGUAGAAUUGCUCAUUAUGUAAAUACUUUAAUUCUACUCUUUUUUUGAUUAGCUACAUUACCUUGUGAAGCAGUACACAUUGUCCUUUUUUUAAGACGUGAAAGCUCUGAAAUUACUUUUAGAGGAUAUUAAUUGUGAUUUCAUGUUUGUAAUCUACAACUUCUCAAAAGCAUUCAGUCAUGGUCUGCUGGGUUGCAGGCUGUAGUUUACAAAAACGAAUAUUGCAGUGAAUAUGUGAUUCUUUAAGGCUGCAAUACAAGCGUUCAUUUCCCUGUUUCAAUGAGAGUCAAUCCACAUUUACAAAGAUGCAUUUUUUUUCUUUUUCGAUAAAAAGCAAAUAAUAUUGCCUUCAGAUCAUUUCUUCAAAAUAUAACACAUGUCUAGAUUUUUCUGCUCGCAUGAUAUUCGGGUUUCAGGAAUGAGCCUUGUAAUAUAACUGGUUGUGCAGCUCUGCUUCUCUUUCCUGUAAGUUCAGCAUGGGUGUGCCUUCAUAAAAUAAUAUCUUUCUCUUCAUCUCCAACUAAUAAAAAUGUUUUGCAGAAUUCUACAAUUUGAAAGCAAAAUAAACCACAGUGAUAAAGUUAAACCAUAUUUGAUCUCUCACGAAUGACAGCGGUGACUGUAAAAAUCUCUUCCCUCUUUACCAGUGGGAUUUGAGAAUUUUGCCCCCAGUAACUCAGUUUUGUGAUGAAACACAAUUUAACUAAUAGAGUACAGAUAUUUACCAUAUGAUUUCUUGUUGUAGCUAAAUAUUAGAUUCACGUUGGGAAAUAAUUCCCUUUAAAAUAACAGCACAGUCCAUCCAAGGGAUUGCCUAGCAGGACAGCAUCUUUUCCUUUCACUAUUCCAAGUCAAAAUUUUUAAGAUGGUUUGCCAGAAAGGACACAAAAUCUGAUUACCUAAUAUUACAUGAGUAGGUAAGCACUCAAAAUUAAUGUGGGUCUGUGGCAGGUAAGUUGAUAUGAUAGAUAUAGUCUCCUGUGGAUAAGAGCAUUUUGCAUAUUUUCCAUCUGAAAACAUCACUCAGUUGAUAGUUUGGAAUGCAUGUUAUAUAAAAAAAUGUUCCAAAAUAUGUUAGAACAAGUGUUCCAUGCUGGUAUGCACAGAUCAAUCCCUGAAAUAACUAAUUCUGCAAUAAAAUCUUUCUCUAUAGCCAUUUCAGCUCAAACAAGUAAGGCAAAAAAAAAAAUUACCAUGCUAUAUUUCUUCUUACAUGAUAUAUGUAAGAUGUGAUCAGAUGGAGAGAAGACACCAGUGAUGAGAGUAUCUUAAGAUAUAUUAAUUAUUAAGUUAUCAUGAAUAUUAAAUUAUUUCUAUUAAAAGAAUGAAAACUACAUUUUUGAAGGAAAAUGCUGUUACUCUAAGAAGUAUUAGACUACAGGAAUAGUUUGAUGGUUUUACUCUUACCUAAAGAAAGAACAUAGCCUUGAAAGCCAUUUUACAAGUUUGACAAAGUUACCAAUGUCAUUACACAUAGAGAGAUUUUUGCAAAUAUUCACUUUUGAAAGUCACAAUAACAAAAAGCCUACUAAUAAAGUUAGAUACAAGAAAUUUCACAAAGGUUGUUUGUAUUUAAGAUGUCUGAUAUUUUUUCCCAAGAGAGAUGGCUUGAAAAUCAUGAUUUUUUUCAAGCAAAAUUCAGUCCCAAAGUAUACCAUAAAUCUAUUUUAAUUAGAAAAAUGAAUCUUAAACGAGGAGGCAUAAAUAUACAAUUUUUCCACAAAAUGUCAAAAAUAUGGCAUAAUGCUAUUAAAUUUACUCUCUGUAAUAAUUUAUUACAUUAUUUUGACUGAUAUAUUAAAAUGGGUUUUUUAAACACAUGGCAUUUUCACUUUGAUUAUUAUUGAUUUGCUUCUUAAAAAUAUUCUUUGUGGAAUUGGUCAGUAAACUACAAAAUACUUUUUUUUGUAUUGCAGCUUUAAAGUGGCACACUCCAUAAUAAUCUACUUACUAGAAAUAGUGGUGCUACCACAAAAGUGUUAACCAUCAGUACCAUUGUUUGGGAGAAAGAAACAGAUCAAGAAUGCAUAUUAUACAGUGACCGCUUUCCUAGAGUUAAAAAUACCUCCUCUUUGUAAGGUUUGUAGGGUAAAUGUGAGGUAAAUCGAGGUAUAAACUAUGGAUGAACCAAAUAAUUAGUUCAAAGUGUUGUCAUGAUUCCGAAUUUGUAGAGUCUGGUGUUUUUCCCAUAGAAUGUGACAGAAGUACAGUCAUAGCGCGGUAGCUAUAUGUAUUUGCCUUUAUGUUAGAAGAGACUUUCUUGAGUGACAUUUUUAAAUAGAGGAGGUAUUCACUAUGUUUUUCUGUAUCACAGCAGCAUUCUUAGUCCUUAGGGCCCUGGACAGAGUGAAAUCAUGAGUAUUUAUGAGUUCAAUAUUGUUCAAAUAAGGCUACAGUAUUUGCUUUUUUGUGUGAAUGUAUUGCAUAUAAUGUUCAAGUAGAUGAUUUUACAUUUAUGGGCAUAUGAAAUGUCUGAUUACUCCAUUUUAUCAGUCCUGACUGUACAAGAUUGUUGCAAUUUCAGAAUAGCAGUUUUAUAAAAUUGAUUUAUCUUUUGAUCUAUAACAAUUUUUUCUAGCUAUUUAUUUCAGCACUGUAUUUCCGUAAGUUCCAUUUGUGGGACUCCUUUUGUUGCCCCUGAAUUUUUGUUCAAAGAAAGAAAAAAGAAAAAUAAAGAGCCGUUGAGAAACAAGAGUGGAAAGAAAAGAAAGACAGAAAAAGGAAGGAGGUAAAGAGAGAGGAAAAAAAGGAGGAAGGAAGGAAAGAAGGAAGGAGGGUGGGAGGGAGAGAGGAUGCGAGGGAAGGAAGGAGGGAAGGAAGGAAGAAAGGAAGAAAGGAUGAGGAGAGAAGAUCCGGAAUAUUAGGGUAGUUGACCUAAUUUAUUAGCAUUCUUGGUUUAACUGCAAGUGGUGUAAUUAUGUUUUACAGUGACCCCAUUCAAAACAUAACUCCUGUUACACCACUAAGUUUCUGUUAUUAUACAGAAUAUGCAGCAAUUAUACAACAAAAAGUAUUUCCCAUAUUAUAGUAUUGUGUUUUGGGGGGACACUAAAAGAUUUGAGAGAGAAUGUCAAACUUAAGACCACUUUUGGGGGGUUUAAAACUUAACUGAAAAAUUAAUGCUUCAUCAUAACAUUUAAGCUAUAUCUAGAAAGUAGACUGGAGAACUGAGACAAUUACCCAGAUAAUUCAAGGCAAAAUAAAUAUAUAUAUAAAUACCCUUAUGUGUGAAUUCAGAAAAUUCUGAGAAACUUAUCAAAGCCAAUCGUCUAUAUUGAUCAAAUUUACUGAAUUUUGUUAAUUUAUCCAUUGUGCUUAGCUUUGUGACACAGCCAAAAGUUACCUAUUUAAUCUUUUCAAUAAAAAUUGUUUUUUGAAAUUCAGAAAUGAUUUAAAAAGAGGUCAGGUUUUUAACUAUUUAUUGAAGUAUGUGGAUGUACAGUAUUUCAAUAGAUAUGAAUAUGAAUAAAUGGUAUGCCUUAAGAUCCUUUGAAUAUGUAUUUACUUUAAAGACUGGAAAAAGCUCUUCCUGUCUUUUAGUAAAACAUCCAUAUUUCAUAAUCUGAUGUAAAAUAUGUUGUACUGUUUCCAAUAGGUGAAUAUAAAGUCAGUUUAUCAAUUAAAAUAUGUAUUUGACUCAUUUUAAAACUCUAGUAGUUUAAGAUAAAAAAGGAAGAAAUGAUAAUUUAAACAUAUUUCUGCUAUUCCCUUCUUUAUUUUCUGCUGCAUCCACUGUACCACAUUCACAUCUUUCAGGUACUCUGAAGCAAUACAGGGUGAAAAUUUUAGAUGCUACAGUUUCAAAGAGUUCCACGUUGUAGCCUUUCUCUCUGUUGCUGAUUCCCAAAAGGUUUGACAAGCUGAACCACAUCUAGCCUAAAGAAGAAGUUUUCAGGAGAGAUUCUUUAAUCAAUUAUUGAGAACUUUUACCUGCUGAAAUGCAGCAGAGUUAGUUAGCAACAAAGACUGAUGAUAAAAUCCUGAUGGUUUCAUAGGUUAAGCAUCUAGAAACCCAAAUGCCUAUCCGAGUUGGGCAAAUACUAUAACUUCAUAAGUUAGCUGGGUAUAAAACAGGGAGUAUAUACCCUAACCCACAGCAUUCCAAUACAAUUUCCUUAAAAACACCUUGCUUUCCAAACAAAACGUGAUUUGGCUGAGAGCCCUUAGUUUGUGACUGCUAUAAUAUGCAAAUGAGAGCCACCCCAUAUGAAUGUUUUAUGCCCUCUUCUCCAAAUCUGUCCAUCUAUGCUGGCCAACCAAAUAAAAGGGAACAAUGUGGUAAGUAAACAAAACAACAAACCAUGGAAACGAUCCACACCUGGUAUAACAAGCUAUUUUGAAAUAUGGGUGUCAUUGCUAUUCUGGGAAAACCAUAUCUACCAAACGCCUCUCCCCACAACAAAAUGCAAACACACUAAUAAGAUCUGAUUUUCCC